AUGCCCUUUGAUGUCUACCAGGUCUGGAAGCCCGUCUACCAAGCACAUCGUUCUAAAUUCGUGCGGGUAGAAUUCAGCUACCAAGGCAUAGGUAGCGGGGAAGGCCUUGCCAGAUUAAAAAGCGGUGAAUUCGACGUGGCAGGAUCGGAUGCGGAACUGAAUAAUGCAACAUACGAUGCAUUUCCGGAUUUCCAAAUGUUUCCCACAAUGGCAGAGUCGGUGUCGGUACCAUACAACGUCCCGGAGCUUUUGACCAACUGCAGCACGGCAUCACAUGAUCUGUCCAGCUGUUUAAACUUAACCCAAGAAGCCCUUGUUGGGAUAUUUAACGGAACCAUCCAGUACUGGAAUGAUCCAUUAAUUAUCCUGCAUAACGAAGCUUUACGCAAUGUCAAUAACAAAACCAUCGUUGUGGUUCGCGCUGACGGUUCAGGCACGACCCAGAUAUUCACAGGAGCGUUGGCGCUAUUCAGCAAUACUUGGAGAACAGUAUAUUCCAAAUUCAGCGAUGGAUGCAAAUCCAACGAAAAACCAAUUAAAUGGAACUCUACGCUGAAUAUUCGAUGCGGCAACACGGGACGUGGCUUAGCCGCUAUUCUUCUGGAAAACAAAUACUCCAUCGGCUACUUAGGCACAUCUGACGCACGUGAUUCCAAUCUGAUGGAAGCUCGACUGGAGAAUCAAGAAGGUCACUUCAUUUUCCCAACUCUCCACAGCGUCGAAGCGGCUAUCGAUACAGCGCCCGAUUUCGGCGCGCGUUUAACAUCCGACCUUAACAAUCUGCCGGGAAAUGUAACGUAUCCAAUCGCCGGUUUUACGUAUUUCGUAAUACGGAAAACGUCUAUGCGCAACUGCACCACUGCGAUGGAACUGUACAGAAUGUUUGACUAUCUGCUGAGUGAUCCUUUAGCGCAGACUAUAGCACGGGAUCUGAUGAAAGUCCCACUGAGCGCUAACGUCUUCAAUCAAGUCAGGCAGCAAGCGUUGUUUCAAAUGACAUGCCAAGGCCGUAAUGUCAAAGAAAUGACGGAUUACGCUGUGUCGCUAGAAGACGGUUCUCAUGACGCCUGGAAACUGCCUACCGCCAUCGUCAUCGUUCUGGUCAUGGCUAUUGGCUUAAUCAUUUUUUCCGUGUGGGGUUUUGCGCAGUAUCAAAAGCAUAAAAGUGCGCUGACCAACUCUUUUAUCGUUCCCGCAGAGGUCAUCGAAGCGCACGCCAAACCGGUUGGAUCGGCCGUUAGCACGAAAUCCAGGCAUUCGGGUCCCAGUUCGGGAGAAAUGGUGGACUGGAUAACGGGAUUUGAAGGGGAGAUUGUGCAUCAAAUGAUAGGGGAUAAUCUGCUGCUGACGACAUUAUGCUACCAUCUAGACGCUUCGAUGGCAGACGAAGAUCAUGCUGGUAGGUUAACGGACAUCUUACGCAGCACAAUAUUCCAUUUGGACAACAUCUUCCGAAGUUCCAUUAUCACAGACAUUGCUCAAGCCAUGGCUUAUCUUCACCAAAAGAACGUUAUCCAUGGCCAGUUGACAACAAGCUGCUGCUAUCUCGAUGCCCGUUGGAAUGUCGUCGUUGGAGACUGGGAGCAGCUAUCUCUGCACAAAGCCAACAAAGUUGAGUUUUACGCCUACGAACGAAUACACAAUGUUUUGCACGACGAACAGAACCAAGAGAUUAACCAAUAUGACUACUGCCGACUGCUCUUCUGGACGGCUCCCGAAGCGCUAAUUUGGAUAGCCGGCGUGUAUGCCGCUAGUGGUAUGCAGAAACCCGCUGAUGUUUACAGCUACGGAGUCGUUAUAUACGAGAUAUUUUCCGGUUGUGAAUUAUACGAACAUAUACUGAAAGCCUUGAGCGAUGACCUUUUCAAAUCUCCCCAGUUGCUGCUGAAACAAAUCAAAUCCGAUCAUCUGCGACCGGCGUAUUACAACGAAUUAGCCAUGAAGUUCGACCAGAUCGGUGCGUUAAUUUGGUCGACAUGGGAUGCCAAUCCAGAAAACCGUCCAACAUUCUCGGAAAUCUUAAAACAGCUAAAGAAAGCUAAUCCGAAGCAGAAAAGUAUCCUGGACACCAUGAUGGUAGCCGUGGAGCGCUAUGCUGCUACUUUGGAAGAGAAAGUGAUGGAACGCACCAGAGAUUUAGAAAAGACAACCAAGAGCCUGGAAUCACUACUGAAUAAUAUGUUACCGGCGGCAUUGGCUGCCAAACUGGCCAAUGGAGAACUGGUUGAGCCUGAGUACUCUGAGAGUGCCACGGUAUUUUUCUCCGAUGUCGUCGGCUUUACGACGUUUGCUUCUACACAUACGCCUUUUGAAGUUGUGAAACUUCUGAAUGACCUUUAUUCAGCUUUUGAUGGAGUGAUAAUAAAAAGUGCAGAGGUGUACAAAGUGGAAACAAUUGGUGAUGCCUACAUGUGUGUUUCGGGUACUCCUCAGCGCAAUGGCAAUAAGCACUCAGCGGAAAUUGCCAACAUGGCUCUGAGUAUUCUGAACACUGUAGUGUCGGUCAGAAUAUCCGAGGUACUCUCGGAACCCCUGAAAGUUCGGAUCGGAAUUAACAGCGGACCUGUGAUAGCCGGCAUAGUGGGUCUGAAAAUGCCCCGCUACUGUCUCUUCGGUGAUACCGUAAAUACUGCUUCCCGCAUGGAGAGCUCGUCUCUGCCUUUAAGAAUCCAGGUGUCGCAAGCGACAAAAUUACUGCUUGAUGAAUUCCAUAUCUAUCACAUGGUAGAACGAGGAAUGCAGAGUGUAAAGGGAAAGGGAACGAUGAUGACUUAUUGGCUAAUAAGCAGUGAUCAGUUCAAAGAAGUGCUUCCUGAAUAUAACUCUGCAGAUGAUACCCAGUUAUUUUUGUUGUUAGAUUCCACUCAAGUGAAAUAA
Paramacrobiotus metropolitanus is the source of this 2877-nucleotide messenger RNA. Its product is annotated as receptor-type guanylate cyclase gcy-5-like. Gene Ontology annotation, molecular function: peptide receptor activity; protein kinase activity; guanylate cyclase activity. The record is from RefSeq and is a predicted model, not a curated record. The transcript has 8 exons. The coding region runs from base 1 to 2877 and encodes 958 amino acids. Lineage: Eukaryota; Metazoa; Tardigrada; Eutardigrada; Parachela; Macrobiotidae. Gene Ontology annotation, biological process: protein phosphorylation; intracellular signal transduction; cGMP biosynthetic process.